AUGGCCUCCUCGUCGGCGGCAGACGCCUCUACUUCAGCAGAUGAACCGCCACCCAGGCCUCCAGUCGUACCCCCAGGUCUCGGUAGACUCUCCUCUGCCGUCUCCAUCAACGAGAUGCAGCGCCCGCGGAAACUCAAACUUCUCGUCGCCGCCAACGGGCCUAAGGACGUCGCUUGGGCCCAGACUCUGGCAGUCAGGCUCUCCAAGGAAUCCCAGAUUGUCGUACGCGCCAUUGUCGACGACAUGACACACCGGCUCGCGCAAGAGAUUGUUUGCUAUCAGAACCGAUCCUUCAACACCAAGGGUGAUGGAUGCUCGAGAGAGAUUGACGACCUCCACUACCGCGCCUUCGAGCUGGUCGAGUGGGCAGAUCUGCUGGUUCUGGCCCCUAUCGACGCCGACAACCUGGCCAAGAUGAUGAGUGGCAUCGCAGACACUCUCCUACUCGAGGUAUUGCGCAGCUGGGACGCGUCAAAGAGGAUUCUCAUGGUGCCCGGCAUGUCCACACAUAUGUGGGAGAAUCCAGUUACCAGGAAACAGAUGGGCAAGCUUCACCGGAAAUGGCAAUGGAUCAGGGUGCUCCAACCAAUACUAUGGUCCUACGAUGGGCCCGAGCAUCACGGCGUGCCAAAGAGGGUCGCCAAAUGGGGCGCCUUGAAUGAGCUCGUCACCAUCAUCAAGAACCAAGCCGACCUCCUGUCCUUGGGCCACGACGUCGAUGCCGCUACUCAGGGACUCGUUGCCAAGAAUAGCAAACAAUCGAGCGCCACACUGCCGGCCGAGCUAUGGAGCAUCAUCUUCGAGCACACCGGCGACUGGGAACUCGCCCAGGCCUGCGGCGUCUAUACCAACCUCCCAGUGCCUACACACCUGGGCUGGCGCCUAGAGCCGCAAUAUCCAAAUGAUCCCCUCUCGAUAUAUCAGCAUGAGCUCGAGUGGACCAUCCUGAGCGCGAGCUCUGACGCCAUCUGCAAGAAGCUGUCCGAGGCGCCCGACUCCUUCCACGAGCUCAGUGCCCUGGCCAUUAAACUCAUCUUCAAAUUUACCUUGACCGAUGUCCUCAGCUACAUCGAAGCCAAUUGCCCCCACAUGUUCAAGUGCUUUGAUGGCAAGACGAUCCCCACCAAGGCUUCCGCCUACUACGGCCGCAUCGAGAUCCUCGACUGGUGGGCCCGCAGCCCGUCCUUCCUCCAGAAACAAUACGACAACGAGGCCGUCGACGUCGCGAGCCAGAACGGCUACGUCCACGUCCUAGAAUGGUGGCGGCGCUCCGGCCUGCCCCUCAAAUACACCGCCGCCGCCCUGGAACAGGCCUCGGCGAGGGGCUACAUCCACGUGCUCGAGUGGUGGCGCGAGGCCUACCUGCAGAACCCGUCGGACAUCGUGCUCAAGCCGGGCAAGUCGAUCCUGGCGGCGGCGCAGUACGGGCAGCUGGAGGCGAUCCGGUGGUGGGACGGGUCGGGCAUCACGCUCGGCCACGAGGAGCAGGUGUGCAAGGUGGCGUCGCGGUACGGGCGCGUGGCGGUGCUGGAGCUGUGGCGGGGGCUCAAGGGCGACGACAAGCUCAGCUUCGACUGCUCCAUCCUCACGGAGCCGACGCUGUACUCGCACGUCGCCGUGCUCGACUGGUGGCUGCGCUACGCCCACGCCGACCUGCCCGGCAUGGACGGCCGCCGCGCCAAGAGGGUCGAGUACCGCAUGAUGGACAUCGAGGAGUCGCUCGAGGACGCCCUCGGCGACCAGACCGAGGUCCGCCGCUGGUGGGCCGAGAACGGCCUCAACCUCGGCAUCGGCACCACGGCGUGGAUGAAGGCGAGGGAGCUCUAG
Diaporthe amygdali is the source of this 1827-nucleotide messenger RNA. RefSeq lists its product as uncharacterized. Bases 1 to 1827 code for a protein of 608 amino acids. Gene Ontology annotation, biological process: coenzyme A biosynthetic process. Lineage: Eukaryota; Fungi; Ascomycota; Sordariomycetes; Diaporthales; Diaporthaceae. Gene Ontology annotation, molecular function: FMN binding; phosphopantothenoylcysteine decarboxylase activity. Gene Ontology annotation, cellular component: phosphopantothenoylcysteine decarboxylase complex. The transcript has a single exon. The record is from RefSeq and is a predicted model, not a curated record.